Messenger RNA from Quercus lobata, 564 nucleotides. It is a transcript of the gene NOP10, whose product is annotated as nucleolar RNA-binding Nop10p family protein. The record is from RefSeq and is a predicted model, not a curated record. Bases 120 to 314 code for a protein of 64 amino acids. Gene Ontology annotation, cellular component: box H/ACA snoRNP complex. NCBI's taxonomy places the organism in Eukaryota, Viridiplantae, Streptophyta, Magnoliopsida, Fagales, Fagaceae. Gene Ontology annotation, molecular function: telomerase RNA binding; snoRNA binding. Gene Ontology annotation, biological process: ribosome biogenesis; snRNA pseudouridine synthesis; positive regulation of telomerase RNA localization to Cajal body. The transcript has 4 exons.
AAAACAAGUAAAGCCCUAAACCUUAUUCUCGAAGCUCAAAACUUAAAACCCUAGCAGCUGCCUAGUACGGAAUAGCAUUCACAAUUACUCUUCUCUGUUCAACCAAAUAGUGAGCUAAAAUGUAUCUGCAGUUUUACAUAAACGAGAAUGGUGACAAAGUCUAUACCACUAAGAAAGAAUCACCACUGGGACUGGCAACAAAAUCUGCUCAUCCAGCCCGCUUCUCCCCUGAUGAUAAAUACUCAAGGCAAAGAAUUCUUUUGAAGAAGCGAUUUGGAUUGUUGCCAACCCAGCAGCCACCUCCAAAGUAUUGAACUAAUUUGGAGUUUAAUUGAUACUGUCUUGUUCUAGAGUAUCUGGAUUUGAAGCUUCAUGCUAAAUAGUGUUCUAUUUGUCGUGAUGUAGUAAUUGUCUGAUAGCUGUGAUAUGUUAGGCAUUGAAUGAACUAAGAGAGAUGUUGGUUUUACUUUUGAGAUAUUGUGUGGAAUGUGAGCAAGGCUUUGAGGAAUCAGAGGGUCUUGCUGUAUUAUUUGGAAUUGAAUUUGCGCGACUCUUUAUUUACAA